Penicillium chermesinum is the source of this 192-nucleotide messenger RNA. RefSeq lists its product as uncharacterized. Bases 1 to 192 code for a protein of 63 amino acids. The record is from RefSeq and is a predicted model, not a curated record. The transcript has 2 exons. NCBI's taxonomy places the organism in Eukaryota, Fungi, Ascomycota, Eurotiomycetes, Eurotiales, Aspergillaceae.
AUGGACCAAGUCAAGAAGCCCACCUCCCAGCAGAGCAGCCAAGGCUCGCAGUCCAUGAUCAGCGUGGAAACAUACCAACGCCGGUGGGAGCAGUUGAUGGAGGACACCAACCAGCAAAUCCAAAAGAUUCGAGCUACCAUAGAGGAAGAAAGGGAGAGAGCUCGCCGCCAGAGCCAAACUGCGGCUCGAUAA